GAUAGUAAACAUGUUGUUUAAAGGUUUAUAUAUUUUGCUAUUGAGUUUCACAAUAGUAAGUGUAAAAUCAGCAAAUAUCUUAGCAUAUUUUCCGUGCCCAUCUAUCAGUCAUCAAGUUGUGUUUAGACCUAUAACAUUAGAAUUGAUAAAACGUGGACAUACAGUGACAGUGAUAACAACUGAUCCAAUAUUUCCAAAAGGAGAAGCACCAGCAAAUCUAACUGAAAUAGAUUUACAUGACGCAUCAUAUAGUUUACUGUUAAAAAACGUACCUAAAUUUAUAUUAGGAAGAAGGAGUGAUUUUGUACAUCAAAUACACCUAUUGAAAGAUUUUAUUCCUAAGAUGAUUGAAGAACAAAUGAACGUAUCAGAAGUAAAGGAACUUUUGAAUGAUAAAAGUAAAAAAUUUGAUUUGAUAUUAGUUGAAGCAUUUUAUCUUAUGGCUUUAGGAAUAACUCAUGUUUUUAAAGCACCAACAGUUUUGAUAAGUUCUUUCGGUGCAUUUAUUGGCAGCUAUGAAAUAGUCGGUGCACCAACUAAUCCGCCACUUUUAUAUCGUAAUAUCUUCAGUCAAAGACUUUAUAAUAUGACCGUUUGGGAUAAAUUAAACGAACUGUAUACACAGUUAAAUAUAAGAUAUGCGAUGACUGAUUUGGAAAUUGAAGAAAAUAAAGCGUUGAAAAAAAUAUUCGGCCCUGAUGCACCAACACUAACGGAAUUAAAAAAUAAUGUGCAAAUGUUGUUUGUAAAUAUAAAUCCUAUUUGGGAAGAUAAUUAUCCUGUACCUCUUUCUGUGGUGCACAUGGGUGGACUACACCAGAAACCACCAAAGGAAUUACCAAAGGAUCUUGCUCAAUUAAUGGAUGAAUCGAAGAAUGGUGUGGUUUACUUCAGUUUUGGUACUAAUGUCAGACCAUCAGCAUUGGAUGCAGCGAAACUUGAUGUUUUCCAUAAAGCGUUUGCCAAGUUACCUUAUACUGUUAUUUGGAAAUGGGAUGAUGAAAGCUUACUGCCAAAAUCUAAUAAUGUUAAAAUAUUUAAAUGGCUACCCCAAGCUGAUCUAUUAAGACAUCCUAAUUUAAAAUUAUUCAUAACACAAGGAGGCUUACAGUCAACUGAUGAAGCGAUCACAGCUGGUGUUCCUCUCCUUGGUAUACCAAUGCUAGGCGAUCAGUGGUACAAUGUUGAAAAAUAUGUUUAUCAUAAAAUCGGUGUCGGACUUGACUUUGAAAAUUUGACAGAAGAACAAUUGAAACAAACUAUACUAGAAGUUGCUGAAAAUGAAAGUUAUCGUAAGAACAUAGAAAGGCUACGUAGUCUGAUGGAAGAUCAACCACAGAAACCACUGGAGAGAGCUAUUUGGUGGUUGGAACACAUUCUACGACAUGGCGGUGCGAAGCAUCUUAGAUCACCAGCUGCAAAUAUUUCUUGGUCCGAAUACUUAGAAAUAGAACUAGUUUCUUUAAUACUUACUAUUUUAGUUACAUCGUUAUUAAUAGUUAUUUUGGUAACAAGGUAUAUAUUCAGAAAAAUAUUGCAACUUUAUCGAAUUUAUAAUAAGGAAAAGGUAUUGUAAUUUUAUAUGUAACUAGCUGUCGCC
This is a messenger RNA of Papilio xuthus (Asian swallowtail), 1600 nucleotides long. Its product is annotated as UDP-glucuronosyltransferase 2B15-like. Gene Ontology annotation, molecular function: UDP-glycosyltransferase activity. The transcript has 4 exons. The coding region runs from base 11 to 1576 and encodes 521 amino acids. Lineage: Eukaryota; Metazoa; Arthropoda; Insecta; Lepidoptera; Papilionidae. The record is from RefSeq and is a predicted model, not a curated record.